Messenger RNA from Auxenochlorella protothecoides, 744 nucleotides. RefSeq lists its product as hypothetical. NCBI's taxonomy places the organism in Eukaryota, Viridiplantae, Chlorophyta, Trebouxiophyceae, Chlorellales, Chlorellaceae. The coding region runs from base 1 to 744 and encodes 247 amino acids. The transcript is spliced from 4 exons. The record is from RefSeq and is a predicted model, not a curated record.
AUGGGCACCUUUCUGUGCAGGGUGGAGGUCUGUCCAGGCAGCGCCCUGGACCUGGCCUUCCCUGGGUCGCCGGUGGACGUCCAGGUUGGGUGCGGCGAACCUGAGGCCAUCUCCCUCUGCACAAAAGAUCUGGGAGGGGAUUCCUGUGUGCAGCAUGUGGUGCUGGACCUGGGACGCACCCGCCUCAGUGUGGCCCCGGCUGGCAGCGGGGCCUUACAUGGCAGCGUCGCUGCCAGCAUCCCUGCCAAGUACACCAGUGUUUCGAUCAUCACGCGAGGAAAAGCAACUUUGGAGGGUGUGAGCGAGGCAGCACUCAGUGUGCAGACCCAGGGCGGCGACAUGUCACUGGGCAAGGUGAAGGCCAGCUCGCUGACCGCGCGGAGCGGGGGAGGGAGGAUCUUCGGAUCCCUUGUGGGCCACACUGUGCGGAUUGAGAGCGAGGGUGGGAACGUGACCCUGGGAAAUCUGUCCGGCGAAGACGUCAGCGUGGCCACCCGGGGAGGGAGCGUGCAGGCAGCGGCUGCCUACGCUGCACAGCUGUCAGUCUCAUCAGUCGGUGCCGCGGCCGAACCCGCAGCCCCCGGGAUGGAGGGCGUGCCGGCAGAGGCCUUGGCGGGCAUCCAGCGGCUGCUGGCCGACAUGGGCACCUCCUUCCAGGGCCGGACCGACAACCCCACCGUGCAGAGUCUCCUGCGCCAAGUUCUGGCCCAGCUGCAGGGCCCCCAACCUCCACCGACUGAGUGA